AUGAUUGUCAUGUGUGUUUGUGAGGCAGAGGUCCCUAGUUCGCUCCAGGUGGUAGAUAUUAAGGAAAAGCUGAAGCAGUCUAAAAAGUUUUGGUCCAACCUGCCAGAUGAGAUCUGUGUUAAAGACAAGAUGACAGAGUCAGAUGAAGAGCAGUGCUGGAACAGUCAUGCCAAGGCCAGGUAUUUUCCCGAGGUGGUAAAGGACGGCCUCACCAACCAGCUGAACAACCCAGAGGUAGAGGUGGACAUCACUAGACCAGACACUCUGAUUCGCCAACAGAUCAUGACACUCAGAGUCAUGACCAACAAGCUGAAGAACGCCUACAAUGGAAACGACAUCUACUUUCAGGACUCCAGUGACGAGGGCAGCGGCAGCGCCAGCGGCAGCGGCUGUACAGAGGGAUGCACCACAGAGUUUGUGUUUGUGGGUUCAGAGGCCCCCGUGGUGGGAGCAGACAGGAGUGACGAGCGCGCCUCAGCUACGGCAGGCAGCGCCCCAAAACAUCCCUCCGGACCGUCUCUACUGACGCUGCUCUCCCUGACUCUCACAGCCCUGUCCUGGCCCGGGAGAUAAUACCAGCCGGCCUGAGAGGACGCCAGGGCAUAAUCAGACAGACAGACAGCUUGGUUGUCAUGCUGACUGUUAGUGUUCUCUAAAGGGAACCGGAACAGGACUUUGGAACCCCCCAAACAUGAAGAGAUACGGUCACAGUAGUAAACCGUAGUAGACUGAGGAGUGUUGUGUGAGUGUUGCAGUGCCGCAUCCUGCUUUUGUCCCCAAGUUCUCUCUGCUCUGUUCUGCUCUUCUCUGCUCUGCUUGGUGACUUCCAGAACAGAACCUACCCGUCAGUGGAGCAGCCAAACUUCUGACCUUUUCUCUUGUCUCCAAACCAACCCAACCCGCUUCUCUCCUUAACUCUGACUGAACAACAACGUGCUCCUUUCUCUCCUGGAGAGACAGAACGAGAUGUUCUUUAAAAACGAUGAUGAUGAAUUAAAAAAAUACAUGAGAUUCUAUUUUUCCUUUCUUUUAUACGGCAGAAUUAUGAAACCUACCAAAUGUACAGAACAUAAUAGAAGGAGAGAAGCCUGAGAAAGUUCUGUCAGUGUCCCAUACAUCCUCCCACAACAGAGAGAGAACGUUCUGUCAGUGUC
Molecule: messenger RNA, 1154 nt
Organism: Coregonus clupeaformis (lake whitefish)
Lineage: Eukaryota; Metazoa; Chordata; Actinopteri; Salmoniformes; Salmonidae
Product: glypican-6
Exons: 4
Coding region: 1-573 (190 amino acids)
Biological process (GO): regulation of protein localization to membrane; regulation of signal transduction; cell migration
Cellular component (GO): cell surface; synapse; plasma membrane
Source: RefSeq, a predicted model, not a curated record